AUGUUAAAUAAAUUUCCCCUCAGCUGUGUAUGUCAGGCUAUUUUCCACGCAAAAAAAAACAUACAAAAAAACGAGUUAAUAUUCCAGUUCAUGGUGAAAUGAGGGUUUAAUAUAUUAGAGAGAUAAAAAUAAAAGUGAUGUUUCAUAUUUUGUAUUUAUUUGAGGGGAAGGGUUUCCUGUAAGAAUCAGAUGGGGGUUUUCCAACGGCGCGUUAACAGACAGCAGACGCCGAAGCCCGCUGUAGUGUUGCGGCUGUCUGUCCGCCACAGACCGCAGCGCGUCCCACGUAGCGGGCGUGAGCGUUGCCGACGAGCCAGCUGCUAAGUCAGCUAACUUUUCAAGGCACUCGCCAUUCAAGCACUGCAAGCCGAAUGGCGCUAUAAUGCUUUUCCAAACGGCCUACGUAUGCGGGACGUAGCGUGUCGGCGUUCGGGGGCGCCUUUAUUUGGCUAGUUUUAAGCUAACGCGGACGGCAUCACCCGGGGGGGGGGGGGGGAGUCAUCAAUGACCAGCGUGACUGCCCAACGAGAUACCGAGCUAAUUUCUGUAAGCGUUCCCCACCCUCGAGAAUGUCCAAACGCGUGAGGAACGCGGAGGUGUGCGCAGACUGUUGCGUCCCAGAACCCCGCUGGGCCUCGGUGAACAGGGGCGUGUUGAUCUGCGACGAGUGCUGCAGCGUUCAUCGAAGUCUGGGUCGACACAGCUCCCAAGUUCGCCACUUGACGCACACGCCUUGGCCUCCUACGCAGCUCCAAAUGGUUCAGAUGUUGUACAGCAACGGUGCCAAUUCCAUCUGGGAGCACUCCCUUCUGGACCCGGCGUCCGUGAUGACUGGAAAACGCAAGGCCAACCCCCAAGACAAGUUGCACCCCAACAAAUCGGAAUUCAUCAAAGCCAAAUAUCAAAUGUUGGCGUUUGUCCACCGCAUGCCUUGUCGAGAGGAUGACAGCUCGACGGCCAAGGAUCUGAGUAAGCAACUGCAUUCAAGUGUUCGCACCGGGAAUCUUGAGACCUGCUUGAGGUUGCUGUCACUUGGAGCUCAAGCAAACUUUUUCCACCCCGAAAAAGGAAACACUCCCUUGCAUGUGGCAGCAAAGGCAGGCCAAGUGUCUCAGGCUGAACUGUUAACUGUUUACGGCGCAGAUCCAGGAGCCCCAGACAGCAACGGUAAAACGCCCAUGGAUUACGCCAGGGAGGCGGGCCACCACGACCUGGCAGAUAGACUAGUGGAGAUUCAAUAUGAGCUCACAGAUCGGCUGGCGUUCUACCUUUGUGGGAGAAAACCAGAUCACAAAAAUGGGCAGCACUUCAUUGUUCCUCAAAUGGCUGACAGCAGUUUAGAUUUAUCGGAAUUGGCCAAGGCAGCGAAGAAGAAGCUGCAGUCGCUAAGUAAUCAUUUGUUCGAGGAGCUGGCAAUGGAUGUGUACGAUGAGGUGGACAGGCGGGAAACCGAUGCAGUGUGGCUGGCAACACAGAAUCACAGCGCACUCGUGACAGAGACGACUGUGGUCCCCUUCCUUCCUGUCAAUCCAGAGUAUUCAUCCACAAGAAACCAGGGACGGCAGAAACUUGCCAGAUUCAACGCGCACGAAUUUGCAACUCUUGUGAUAGACAUAUUAAGCGACGCAAAGCGGAGACAGCAAGGGAAUUCGGUAGCCGGCCCCAAAGAUAACGUGGAACUUCUCCUGAAGAAUAUGUCCGGCAGGCCGCGCAGCGACAGCCAGGAUAACGACCAGCCCGACUAUGAUAGCGUAGCGUCCGACGAGGAUACAGACCAAGAGCUCCCUUCAAGUAAAGGAGACCGGACUAAGAGCCUGGAUUCCGACCUCUCCGACGGCCCGAUCACGAUGCAGGAGUACCUGGAGGUGAAGAACGCGCUCUCGGCCUCCGAGGCCAAAAUCCAGCACCUCCUGAAAGCCAACAGCAACCUGAGCGACGAGCUGCGGCUGAUGCAGAAAAAGCUGCAAUCUCUGCAAAGUGAGAACACCUCUCUUAGGCGGCAGGUCUCAGCCAAUAUCUAUCCGAACCCCAGCACGUCAGACUAUCCCGACCCCUCCGGCCCUUCAGCCCUGAAACGCCGGCAAUCUGCCCGGGCGAGUCGGCCCAUGUCCAUGUACGAGACCGGCUCGGGCCUGAAGCCCUAUCUCCUUAAAGGGGAAAGCGCUUACGCAGAGGAGGCCGUCCCCACCCUGCAUCCCUUCCCGUCUCAUAAGGAAAAAGGGGCUUUUGUGACCGCCUCUUCAUCCCUCCCCUCAUUUCCGUCCACCCUGUCCUGGUCCAAGGAUGAAAGUAACCUAAAGGCCUCCAAGUUGGAGAAGCAGAGCAGCAUGCCCGAGAGCGACUACGACAACACCGUCAACGACGCCGAGGCGGACGAUUCGGGCCCGUGCCGGAGAGGGAGGCUGAGGAGCGGCGCCGCCAUCCCCGAGCUGGACGACGCGGAGGCGGAGGCGGACCCGACGCUUCCCAGCACCGAGGACGUCAUCCGCAAAACGGAGCAGAUCACCAAGAAUAUUCAGGAGCUGCUGCGGGCGGCUCAGGAUAACAAACACGAGAGACCGUGCGAGCGUGAAGCCGUGCGCCGUCUCAGGCACAGUCUGGGAUGUUUCAGCACGCUGGUGCCCUGGGCUGAGAAGCCCCCCGCACCUCUUCAUCCGCUCAGCCCGCGAGCCCCCGAUCCCUCGUCCUGCUUCAUACCCUGCUCGGAAAGAAUACACAUGGCUGUAACAGAAAUGGCGGCACUUUUUCCGAAAAGGCCUCGCUCGGAAACGGUGAGAAGCUCCCUGCGCCUGUUGACGUCCAGCGCGUGCAGGCUGCAGGGCGAGUGCAGGAAGGCGGUGCCUCCGGAAGGCUGCCCGGGGCCGGACAUGCAGCUUGUCACCCAGCAGGUCAUCCAAUGCGCUUACGAUAUUGCCAAGGCGGCCAAGCAGCUCGUCACCAUCACCACUAAGGAGAACACCAACUGACGGCACUGCCAGGGCUGCAGCGCCGUCCUUGGCUUCUGUUUUGUUUUUAAUUCUGUGUUUGUUUUCAUAUUUGUGGUAUAUGCAUGCUUUCAUUUUAUGUUUUAGAUUUUGGCACAAACGGAUGGGCCUCUUUACCGACGAAUAGCACAAUUUUCAAGGUUAAUGCAGUGAAGAAAGUAAGUAUUUGAACACCCUGCUAUAGUGCAAAUUCUACCACUUAGAAAAAUCAUGGAGGGGUUUGAAAUUAUCAUUGGGGGUGCGUGUCCACUGUGAGAGAGAUCAUCUUAAAAGAAAAAUCCACAAAGCACAAUGUAUUAAUUUUUUUUAACGAUUUAUUUGUGAUACAGCUGCAAAUAAGUAUUUGAACACCUGAGAAAACCAAUGUUAAUAUUUGGUACAGUAGCCUUUGUUUGCAAUUACAGAGGUCAAAGGUUUCCUGUAGUUGUUCACCAGGUUUGCGCACACUGCAGGGGGGAUUUUGGACCACUCCUCCACACAGAUCUUCUCUAGAUCGAUUUUGCCGAGAAACACAGUUUCAGCUCCCUCCAAAGAUUUUCUGUUGGUUAGAUUUGGAGACUGGCUAGGCCACGCCAGAACCUUGAUGUGCUUCUUACGGAGCCACUCCUUGGUUUUCCUGGCUGUGUGCUUCGGGUCAUCGUCAUGUUGAAAGACCCAGCCACGACCCAUCUUCAAUGCUCUUCCUGAGGGACAGAGGUUGUUCCCCAAAAUCUCACAAUACAUGGCCGGGGUCAUCCUCUCCUUAAUACAGUGCAGUCGUCCUGUCCCAUGUGCAGAAAAACACCCCCAAAGCAUGACCCUACCACCCCCGUGCUUCACAGUAGGGAUGGUGUUCUUGGGAUGGAGCUCAUCAUUCGUCUUCCUCCAAACACGGUUUGUGGAAUUAUGACCAAAAAGUUACUGAUUGUAUGGAGUGGACAGGUCUGUUUAUGCAGCUAACAACCUCACACAGGUGCGUCUGAUUCAGGAUCAUACAUGGAGUGGAGGUGGACUUUAAAAGGUGGACUAACAGGUCUUUGAGGGUCAGAAUUCCAGCUGAUAGACAGGUGUUGAAAUACUUAUUUGCAGCUGUAUCACACAAAUGGUUAAAAAAAAAAUAAAUCAUACAUUGUGAUUUCUGGAUUUUUCUUUUUAGAUGAUCCCUCUCACAGUGGACAUGCACUUACGAUGAAAAUUUCAGACCAAUCCGUGAUUUGUAAGUGAGAGAACUUGCAACAUAGCAGGGUGUUCAAAUACUUUUCUUCACUGUAAGUUCUACAAUUGCUCUUUUAAAAGCACACUAGUAGGAAUGUUAUCCAAUACUGCAUCAAUUAAGCUUGCCCUCGUUGAUUGCACAAUGGAGUCGUCGUGAUGUAAAGAUGGCUAAUUUUUUUUAUUGCUGCCUUUCAAUUCUAAUUUCACACACACACUAGUGGAGCAUUUGUGGACUGCAAAAACUCAUUUUCUACAAUUUGCCUUCGGUGAAGCCCGUCAGCGGUUCGCUUGCCGCCAGCUCGUUCGUCACGUCGGUGAAUGCUCGUGUGGUCCGCCAUUUGUGAGAAACGUUGCAUUCAAGAUAAAGAUGUUUUUAAUCUGCGCUAUCAUGCAGUCUGUGUGCCACGACGGCGAUGGCAUCGUUCCGAAAAGUCGGAGCUAAAAACCAAGCGUACGUCCACGUGUUUCGUGCUCUGACCCCGUUUUGUGUCGUGCGACGUUAUCGGCUGGAGCUGUCAGUCUCGUUUCCCGAUUGUUCGGCACGACUUCGUGUUACUGAAUGGAGUGCAGAGCUGUACUGUACUGUAUAUGAUGCAGCCGAUCGAGUUGC
Messenger RNA from Syngnathoides biaculeatus (alligator pipefish), 4788 nucleotides. It is a transcript of the gene git2a, whose product is annotated as G protein-coupled receptor kinase interacting ArfGAP 2a. Gene Ontology annotation, molecular function: GTPase activator activity; protein binding. The transcript has 21 exons. NCBI's taxonomy places the organism in Eukaryota, Metazoa, Chordata, Actinopteri, Syngnathiformes, Syngnathidae. The coding region runs from base 570 to 2966 and encodes 798 amino acids. The record is from RefSeq and is a predicted model, not a curated record. Gene Ontology annotation, biological process: brain development; regulation of ARF protein signal transduction.